GCUAGCUCAACUUUUUUCUAAGUCAACUCUCUAAUAAAACAAAAAGCUUUCUUUUGAUUCAACUCACGGCCAUGGCGCAAAAUAGCAGCUGCCGGAAGAGACCUAAUAUCCUUAUCACCGGAACUCCAGGCACAGGGAAGACGACUACGGCGGCUGCUCUGGCGGAGGUGAUGGAGCUCCGCCACAUCAACGUCGGUGAUUUCGCUAAUGAGGAAAACUUGACGAACGGCUGGGAUGACACCUUCGAUUCCUACUACAUCAACGAAGAUCUCGUAUGUGAUGCUCUUGAAAACUUGAUGGAAGAAGGAGGAAACAUCGUUGAUCAUCACGCCUGUGACUUCUUUCCUGAGUGUUGCUUUGAUCGUGUGGUGGUACUUCAAACUGACAGUUCUGUCUUGUAUGAUCGGUUCACUAAGAGAGGUUACUCCGAUCAUAAGCUUGCUAGUAAUACUGAAUGUCAAAUCUUUCAAGUUUUGUUGGAGGAGGUAAAAGAGAACUAUCCAGAUGAUAUUGUGAUCAUACUAAGAAGUGAUUCUCUGGAAGAUAUUGCCAAAAAUGUGGAGACGCUGACCAGUUGGAUUAGUAAUUGGAGCCCUGUCGUAUGACUUAAGUAUCAAAACAGAUGUAUUAUAGCAUAUUAAGGCUAUAGAUAAGGUCAAAAUCACUUUUAUGUGUAUAUAAUAAAUGUUAGGCUAUGUAUCACUAGGCCUAAACAAGAACAUAACACGGCUGAACGCAGGCUUGACCAAUACUUUUGUGAGACUAUCAGCUAAUAGAUUUGCUGCAUGAACAU
Molecule: messenger RNA, 793 nt
Organism: Solanum tuberosum (potato)
Lineage: Eukaryota; Viridiplantae; Streptophyta; Magnoliopsida; Solanales; Solanaceae
Product: adenylate kinase isoenzyme 6 homolog
Exons: 3
Coding region: 72-605 (177 amino acids)
Cellular component (GO): cytoplasm; nucleus
Molecular function (GO): ATP hydrolysis activity; ATP binding; AMP kinase activity
Source: RefSeq, a predicted model, not a curated record